ACAAGUAACCGGAAGUCUCGUGUGUGUUGUAGCGUUAGCUGAGGAGCAUAUUUGUCAGUGUUGAGGCGGCAGAGCUCCAGGUAAACCCGCACACACUCAGAAUCCAGAGAGAGACCAGGACAUCAGAGUCCAUGAGAGAGGAGGAGCAGGAGGAGCAGUAGAGGAGCGGAAUGGAGGAGGACAAGCAGAACCCGGAGCACCGGAGCAACAAGGUCCGGAGAAGACAAGCAGCAGGCUCGUCCUCUGAUAGCAGCGAUGUUGAGAAACAGAGAGGAAGAGACGGGGUCAAGCAUCACAGCUGUCAGCACUGUGACAAAUCCUUCUCAUCAUCUGGAAACUUAAAGGUUCACGAAAGAAUUCACACCGGAGAAAAACCAUACAGCUGUGAUCAGUGUGGGAAAACUUUCACUCGGUCAGAUAAACUAAGUGUCCACCGACGUGUCCACACCGGAGAAAAACCGUACCGCUGUGAACAAUGUGGGAAAAGUUUUUCUCAUAGUGACAACCUUAAAGUCCACCAGCGCAUUCACACGGGAGAGAAACCAUACAGCUGUGACCAGUGUGAGAAAACUUUCAUCACUAAAAGUAACCUAGAAAUCCACAGUCGCGCUCACACUGGAGAGAAACCUUAUGAGUGUGGCCAGUGUGGGAAAGCUUUCAUCUUUCUAAGAAGUCUAGAAAAACACCAACGUGUUCACUCUGGAGAGAAACCGUACAGGUGUGAACAAUGUGGCAAAAGUUUUUCCCACAGCGGCAACCUUACAGUCCAUCAGCGCAUUCACACCGGAGAGAAACCAUACAGCUGUGACCAGUGUGAGAAAACGUUCAUCACGCAAGGUAACCUGGAAAAUCACCGCCAUGUUCACUCCGGAGAGAAACCGUUUGAGUGUGACCAAUGUGGGAAAAGCUUCUCUCGGGUCAAUUGCCUCAAAGUGCACCAACGUGUGCACAGUGGAGAGAAACCAUACAGCUGUGAGCAGUGUGAGAAAACCUUCGCUCACAGUGGGAACCUUAAAGUUCAUCAACGGACUCACAGUGGAGAGAAAUCGUACUGGUGUGACCAAUGUGGGAAAAUGUUUAAUAGGUCAGAUUCUCUUAAAGCUCACCAACGUGUCCACACUGGAGAAAGACCAUACUGCUGUGACCAAUGUGGGAAAGCUUUUUCUCAUGGCAGCCACCUUAAAGUCCACCAGCGCAUUCAUGCUGCAGCGUGUUGAACAGUCUUGCAUUGUACUCCUGAUUUUAUUUAGCAUUUUAAAAAUCAUGUUUUUCAUGUAGUCAUUCUUGUUUUGCUCAGAGUUUGCGUAGAAUUUUACACAUAAAUCUGGCAUGCAUUAAUAUAUUUUUACCUGAACGUUUUUUUUAACUCUGAACGAAUGAAGGACUGCCUCACACCAAACACAAACGAUGAAGGCUUGGCUGAUUUUAAAAAAAAUAUUAUCACACACCUUGUAACCAAACAUGCAGCAUAUUAAAAUUGUAUUCAUUAACACAGGCUGUAAUACACAAUAAUAUGUAAAGUGUGAAGUUAAUUAGGCAUUGGCCAAAUGUCAUAAUUAUUGUCAUAAUUAAAACAUUAUGCCUUAAAAAAA
Molecule: messenger RNA, 1592 nt
Organism: Epinephelus lanceolatus (giant grouper)
Lineage: Eukaryota; Metazoa; Chordata; Actinopteri; Perciformes; Serranidae
Biological process (GO): embryo development; regulation of transcription by RNA polymerase II
Cellular component (GO): nucleus
Molecular function (GO): DNA-binding transcription factor activity, RNA polymerase II-specific; RNA polymerase II transcription regulatory region sequence-specific DNA binding
Source: RefSeq, a predicted model, not a curated record